UCAAACAAGGGACGAACGAAGUGGGGACUGGGGACUUGGUUUGUUUAUCAAUCAAAUCGAGUCGGGACAGUAAAAUUGUUGUGUGUUCGUGCUGUCGAAAUUUUGUUUGAAUCGUAAUAACUCGUGAAUCGUGGUAACUUGAUAACAAAAACUAUUUUCUGGUGUUCCUGUUAGAGGAUAUUAAAGUUCAGAACAUUUAAAAAUUUAAAUUCGUGUGCGAUCGGUGAGACGUGCACCGCGGCAAGUAGCGGAAUCAGUUGGGUGUCGCUGGCAGCGGGGUGUUCCGAGGUGGUCGCAGAAGUGGCGAUGGUGACGGAGGGAGACGCGGGCGCGGGGGGCGACGGCCUCAUCGCCCCGCGCCGGCUGCCUAACCCUUGCACGGAGAACCCCGUGCGCAUGGACCUGCAUAGGGAGCUGCUCUUCAAUCAGAGGAUAGGGAAAAAUGUCCUGAACCAGAAGAGCGAACUACAGAAAGCUCUCUCGAAACACAAAGAGAAGCAACUAAUGAAUCAAGUGAAGGAACACAGAGAAACACCAGAGUUAGAAAGAGCGAUAGCAGAGCGAGCCCGCAGAAUCGAGCAAGCCGGGCAGCCUACAGAAGCAAUAGACCCGGCAACGAAUCCGACCCUGCAAGAGAUUCGUGCUCGCCUGCGACACACAGCGCCAUCUCCCGCUGCCUCCGCGCACUAACUGCUAAAGUACGCGCCAGAAUCAUCAUCUAUUUUUAAUUUCAUUACUGCGAUUUAGUUCUAGUAUAUUAUGUUUUAUCUACGAUAUAGUUUCUGAUGUCGCCACUAGAGGCGUUAUUUAUAGGCAUACUGAAUGCUAUUAUCAAUGAUAAUAAUAUUUACACUCGUGUUGUCUAUGUAAUUAUAAUAUCUUACGGGCUUACAAAUAAACUUGAUAUAAAAUAAUACCUGAGAAUAGUCCAAGAAUACGAAUAAAGUUGACUAUAUCGCUGACAACACUGUCAAAUACAUUGAUUAUUCUGAAGUUUUCCGAAUGUCGACCAGCCUUGCAAAUAAACGCGGGAAACGUUAUAACAUCCGGAUAAACCAAUCAUAAGCAAAAUAUCUAUUUGUAAACAUUUCGCAUUUUCUUUGGUUAUUCUCAGGAAUAAUUUAUACCAAGUUUAUUUGUAAGGCCGUUAGUGUGUAUGCGCAUAAUUUAUUCUUCAAAUAUCCUCUCGAAAACCUGCUGGCAGAGUUAUUAAACAAUUAUAUCAUUCAAUGCGUUUAGGAAUUUGUAUGCUAACAUAUGAAGUUGAGAAUAAAGUAUUCAGUGAGGAACAAUAUCCCGACACCCUGUAGAGUAUCCCUAUCUAUAAAUCGCAUAGGAUGUGAGGUAAUAUCACUAUUUUCGCAUGAGUAGGUACAAGGGGUAUUCCUAACAUAUGAUUAUAAUAAUAUAUUUCAAAGAACUGGUGUCGGAAUAUAUUCAUGUGAAGCUAACGUGCCAAUAAUAUUGGUUGUAAAAGUAUUAUCAUAUAUUAGAUAUGAAAAUAAUUACUUUUUAGACAAACAUUAUAAUCUCUGCAAAAUUGCUACACCAUCAUUCUUAAAGUAUUUUUGCCCUGCUUUCAUAAGCGAUAAUCUAUAUAUCUGAGGGCACAUAUUUUUGUAAACCUUUAUUUGUUGAAGGUUCAAGUAGAUAGGUACACUUAGGACUUACAUUAUUUCUGUAUGCUAAAAAUAUUUGUCAACAUAUUGUUACACCAUAUAUCUGUUUUUAUAAAUACAGACCUAGAUUUCAAAUGGAUUCAUUUAUCUUUAAACUUUCGAGUAUUGAUUAUAUAGAUGUUCUACAAAGUUGCGAAAUUAAUGUAGAGAUUUCAUACUUUAAAAAAAUAUGUUCAAAAAAAGUAUUGUACCUGUAGAUUGAGUUUCUUAAAUUUUUCACAUCAAACCCCAAUAAGCAAACAAAGUAGAGUAAAACUCCUGUCAUUAAAAUAGUAGUAAAUGAUAUUAUUGUAGAAGUUAAGAUGUAUUUAGCUUUAACAGAGAAUGGCUAUAACAAAUUUAUGGUACAUACCUACAUACUUGUUUAGUAUUGCGGUGUUAAAGUAUUCAUGAUAAAGUAACAUAAACUUUGCCAUCAAAGCUUUGCUUUUUUAUUAAACAUAAUCAACGAUAAAAGUAUUGAUUUCUUUUUAAAAAGCCAUGCCUGCUAAUGUGGGAUAGGUAAGAUGCAUCUUUUUAAAAAGUUGUAUAUUGACAUUUCUAAAGUUCAUUAUUAAAAAUUCAAAUCUGUUUAAAAGAGAUGCCUGCUGAUGUGGUAUAGACAAGAUACAUCUUAUAAGAAGGUACAUAUUUACAUUUGUAAAGUUGAUCAUUAAUAAUUCAAAUCUUCCAGAAAGAUUUACAACUUAAAGCCAGGUAAAUAUUGUGUUUAAAAGAGUUGCCUGCUGAUGUGGUAUAGACAAGAUACAUCUAUAAGGCAGGUACAUAUUUACAUUAGUAAAGUUGAUCAUUAAUAAUUCAAAUCUUCCAGAGAGAUUUAUAAUUUUGGACAGAUAAGUCCCAUAUGUAAUUGAUAACAAUAUUCAUGGCAUUCUUGGUUUUGUGGAAUUAUAUAUUAUAGAAUAUAUAUAUCUUAUCUAAAAUAUCCAAGAAUAAUUAUUGUUCGUUGGAGAUGUAGGUAGCUGAAGUAGGUACUUUAUGUUCUUGUUAUCACCGAAGUAAUUCACUUAAAGUGUCACAAACGUAACAGUUGUUUUGUAUGUUUGUCUGUUUGUAUCAUGUGACUUCCCCCUAUUUCCCCUAGUACUCUGUGUUAAGAUAUUAUGUUAGUUAAGAAUAAUUUAAUUUUGUUUUGUUACCAAAAAUAUACUUUAUAUAGUUGAUUGUACAUUGACUGAGUGUAUUGUAACGUUAAGGGUAAUGUCGACUUCUAGAAGUAGGUACAUACAUACAUAUUUUUCUAAACCUUUUUGACGUCAUAAUAGUAGUUUGUAUGCAUGUUUCGUAUCGCGCACUCUGUCUCAGGACUGCACAUUUAUAACUCUAUAUUAUACUCCAAUACUAGUCCAAUGAAUUCAAAAUGGCGUCUUCGAGAUAAUUAAUAAACCAGUGGCUAUUUAGAUUUAAAAAUCAAGAUUUUUCAAUUUAAGAAUCAAAUUCUAGAGGCUUCAAAUUAUUCACGACACUAAAUGAGUGUGCUAACACUUUGCGGGUAUGUUGAAUAUCGACUGUGUUUUUGUUAUCACAGAUUUUUCAGAGUAUUAUAAUAAAAUAUAUUUUAUUUGAUUAUAAAAGCCGGGUAGAAAUAUUUCUUUAUAACAACACCACCUACCGGAUCCUACUAUAACUAUGCUCCAUCAUGUAAAUUGGUAGCGUUCAAGACGUUUAGAAUGAAUGAAAGAAAAAUCAUUUAAUCUGCAACUUAAACCUAGUAUACAAGUAGACUUAUUUAUAAAUUUAUAUUAAAAAUGUAGAAUUGGAGUUCACCUCAGCAUAAAAGUAAAUAUUAUAAAGCGUGGUUUUCACUGCUCGUAGACUUCGAGCUUGGACGAUACUCGUAUAGUGUAAACACGUGCUCCGAGCGCACCCGAACCACGGUAUCCAAUCCGAACGGAUUCUUACACAAAAUGGCGUCAUCUAAGAGAAAGCGGAAUAAACUAUUAUUAUAAAACAUAAGAUUGACUUAUGAAGAUAUUUUUUCCUGAAAUUGCAUAUCUGCUUUCUGUAUAUUUGCAGGUUUUUAGAUAUCAUGUUUAAUUUAUGGUAGCACCAAGCAGAAAAUGUAAGCUUGUGAUUUUGUUCCAAACUUCUUUUGUUUCUGCUUUCUCUCCCUAUUAUAAUAUUGUUUUUAGUAAUAACUAGUUACUAACCUGUUUGUUACCACUUCAAUACCUCACAGCAACAUAAACGGUUGUUGUCAUAUUGUAAAUCAAAUUCAAAUAAGUUUAUUUAAAAUAGGAUAUGAAAUUUCUUCCACAUCAAAAACUAUCAUCACCCAUUCAAAAGUUUAUGCCUCAGAACUGAGAAGAAUGGUCGCAAGAAACUCAGGUUUAUUCCUUUUAAAGUUAUACUUCUUUAGGCGCGUUAUGAAAAAAUGGUGAGAGUGAAAUUUUAAAAUGCGCGCGCAUCACUGUAACACAAAAGUAGCAGGGUGAAGUUGGUACCUAAAAUUUUGUGAAGCUUGCGUCAUUCGUUAUUUUUUUUUUUGGUUUCUUCGUCCAUUAUUAGGACAGGCAAAGGGUUCAAGCCCAUACAGCCUUUGCAAGAUUUUUACAAAAUUAUUCUUUCUAAAAACGGAGAAUAGCACGAGGAAUAAAUAAAUUUAAUGAUUUUUGCUUCGUUAGGCCAAAGAAGUAUAACUUCUUGUGUGCAUACAUAAGUACACACCCUUUUUUAUAUAAAAUUACGUUACAAUCAAAAUAAUCGCUAUCUCUCCAUUCCUAAUCUGUGGUAUCAUUAAGAAAGUCAUUAUUCACCUUUACCACAUAAACGUCUUUUAGCAACUCUUUUGAAUUUUGUAAUACAUUUAUAUUGAAAAUUUUGUUAAACCAUAAUCGCCCCUCAAAAUACUUACCACUCGACUUAGCCGAGUACAAGGCAUAACAAGUUUAUAUUUGGUCUUGGUGUUAACGUUAUGAUUAUCUCAGUGUCUAGGAAUUUGGCUCAUGUGCCUAAGUACAAACACGAUAUUAUCAAGAAUAUUUUUUAUUUAUUUACAAAAUACUCGGACUUUGCUCUUAGAUGUGUUCUAAUCUCUGUCCUAAUGUUAAUUCUGUGAAGUAUAUUCCUCGGAUAGUGAAAACCCCUCUUAAGAAUUUAUAGACUUGUUUGGAAAGAAAAGGCCUACGAUUACAUUUAAGGGUUAAAUAUUACGGAUACAAUGUGCAGUCCUUGUAGAAUCUAAUCACGAUAUCAUAAGUACUCAGGUAGAAUCACUUCACAAGUACUUCAAGGAAGUAGUUAAUUGUUAAUAAUAUAUCAUUUAGAACUAUAUUUAAAUAGUACAUUCAUAUUUUGAAAUAACGUAGAGGUCUUAUAGUGAUAAAUAUUUCAAAUUAAAUAUUUUCCCAUACAAUAUUAAAUAUUUUAUAUAAUACAUUUGAUUGUUGUUAGAUCCCCAUGUAGCUGACCAGUUUGUUCGAAGUGUUCAUGAAAGUGAUAGAUUGAAGAGAUAUUUUUGUAAUUUUUGUAAUACCUAUAAAUCCUAUUUAUCCUAUAUUUAUUUAUAUAUCUUAGAUCAUUAAUACAUCUAGAGACAGCUGUGAAAACGUCGAAAAAAUUUUGUGUAGAGUUUAGAGUUCUCUCUAUAUUGAGCAAUGCAUGCACACUUACAUUAAGUGUCAUACAAAUCGCGAGUGUAACACUUAAGUGUUAAACCUGGCCUGUUUUUUAUCGGUUGUCUAAUAGCAAGAGAAUAUCUAGACGUAUUAAUCAACUAAGAUUUAUACCAUAGCUCAUUCAGGUCUUCAAGUAUUUAAAACCAGACCUUCCAUAGAAAUAGGCAGUAGAAAGUCGACUUAGCGUAAACAUGUAAUGAGUAGACAGAUCAAUACGAUCUAUCGUAUAGGUACGCUUUUGCACGGAUCUUAAACGGUAAGCGAAACUAAAAAAUAACGUGUGUGCGAAAGACCAAACGACAGAAAGGCAAACUUCAUCAAGGCGAAGCUAAUUAUUUUUGCACCGAAUGGGUCUGUCAUAGUUGAUUCGAGCCGACUUUACCCGAUCGAGUGUUAUAUAGCCAAGCGUGAUGGUUAAAGCUGCCAUAAACUUAUAGAAGUGGUUUGAAGGUUUGGGAGCCGGUGUAUCAAAUCACGUGAAUUAACUACCAAAUUCCGGUGACGGUAAGGUCGGUUUGAUAUGAAUUAGUACGACUCGCAACAUAUUGAUACUGUUGGGCAAAUGAUACCACUUGCUUAAUAUAACAAGCUAGAUAUUUGCUCGUUCAGUCACUUAAUUCUAUAAAACAGUAAUAUUGCUAUCAAAUCACUAAGUUCGAUGUGCGCACGCCCCCUCCCUCCGCGCUCCCCUGCCAAAGAGACCCAAAUUUUUACUUCUACGCAUUCAAUACCACCGUUUAGGAUCCGUGCCAGAGCCUAACUCAACAAUAAAUCUUAUGGACUAUAAUAUUGUUGUAACAUAGAGAAUCUCCGAAACAUUAGUUUAAUUAUAGCGAAGUCCAAUGCAAUACAAAUUUAACUUCUAGUCUUUACGUAAAGAUUUCGAUAGGUCCACCAAUCCGCCAUAUAAUUUCGGAUUUUCUCGUGUUUAGAUAACCCAAUUGACAUUUAUUUCUCCAUCGUGCCUGUUAGUGGUUAUUGUUGAUUAUUUUCAUACUAUAAAUUUUAUGAAUUGUAUAUAAAUUAUUGUAUCGCGAAAAGGACGACGAUUCUCAUAGUUUCGGAAUAAGGUUAUAACACCAUUCCACUUGUUACUAUCACACGAAUAGUUUUCAAAACUUCCGUUGUUUUAUUAAUUUAGUACAAAAAGGCGUCAGCGUGUGGAAGCUUGUUUUGGCUUGUCUUAGAAGCUGUGUGUAUCGUGGCCAUUUUUAGUUUGUUAUUUGUGAAUAAUAUGUAUAGGUUAAGGUUUUGUAAUGAAGUUGAUUGUAUCAGAAUUAAAACCAAUAAAAGUGUUUUAGCA
This is a messenger RNA of Leptidea sinapis, 6599 nucleotides long. Its product is annotated as actin-associated protein FAM107A. The coding region runs from base 307 to 690 and encodes 127 amino acids. NCBI's taxonomy places the organism in Eukaryota, Metazoa, Arthropoda, Insecta, Lepidoptera, Pieridae. The record is from RefSeq and is a predicted model, not a curated record. The transcript has 4 exons.